AAAGUUUCGAAACACUUUCUGUAGCAUUUAACCCGUUUCGGUAUCUCUAUCGCAACUAUAGACUAACUCCGGGGUAUGCGUGAAUGACCAGUCGCACUAGUUUUACGACCGUUGACUUUCACUUGCAAACAUGAAGCUCACAGGCAAUGACCCACUAUAGGCCGAAAGUCACCCUGCCGCAGAAUACGCUGGCCUUAAACCCACCGAACGUCGGUACCACCGAGACCCCAAGGAGGAUAUAAAACGUGCUUCUAUUCUUCCUAAAGGCGAUUCCAGGAAAUUGAAAAGCACCGACACAAAACAAAUUAUACUCGAAAUGAAAUCAGUCUUGACCAACUUGGGGCUAGCCAUUCACUUUUUGGCAUUAGCGUCAUCCAUUCACGCUCUACUGGGGCCUCAAGUCCAAUUGUCCAACAAAGCCAUCAUCACUGGUAACUAUGAACUCCUUAAUAACCUUGAAUCCUACUUGGGUAUUCCUUUUGCGGCUCCGCCAGUCGGGCCCUUGAGAUUCAAACCGCCCCAACCAUACACCGGGAGUUUGAACGGUUUCCAGGCCCUGGCCUACGGUCCAUCGUGUCCUCAGAUGAACCCAGCUGCUGGAGAGGCAGCUAUCCUCGGUGCAUUGCCAAAUGAUGUUUUGAGCUUGGUAAUGCAAACCCCAUUGUUCAACGCGAUUCUUCCUCAAUCCGAAGACUGUUUGACCCUCAACGUGUACAGGAAGAGGGGUCUCUCCUCUACCGCCAAGUUGCCGGUGAUGUUCUGGAUUUUCGGCGGUGGGUUCGAACUUGGUGGUACCAACUACUACUUACCGCAACAAUUGAUGGCGCAGGGGGCUCUCCAGGGCCAGGACUUUAUCUAUGUCUCUGUCAACUACAGAGUCGCUGCCUUUGGGUUCUUGGGAGGAAAGGAGAUCAAGGCCGAAGGCAGUGGUAAUCCUGGGUUAUUGGACCAAAGGCUUGCCUUACAAUGGGUUGCCGACAACAUUGCUUCGUUCGGUGGUGACCCAAGUAAGGUUACCAUCUUUGGUGAAUCGGCUGGGUCCAUUUCCGUGGCCCACCAGAUGAUUGCGAAUAAUGGUGAUAACACCUACAAGGGAAAGCCAUUGUUCAGGGCCGCCAUCAUGCAGUCUGGGUCUGUUCUUCCAACUCAGGACAUUGAUGCUGCGUAUCCACAAAAGAUCUUUGACGCUGUUGCCAAUGCUGCUGGCUGCGGCACCGCCUCCGACAAGUUGGCGUGCUUAAGAAGCAUUCCUUACGCCCAAAUGCAAGCUGCGAGCAACUCUGUUCCUGGGAUCUUUUCCUAUGAGUCCUUGCAGUUAUCCUACAUGCCGAGACCGGAUGGUGGCUUUAUUCCCUACCAACAGAUACAGAUGGUUGCCGAUGGCAAGUACGCAAGGGUUCCGUACAUUAUCGGUGAUCAAAAUGAUGAAGGGACUCUUUUCUCAUUCACCACCUUGAAUGUGACCACCGAUGCUGAAGUGAGAACGUAUGUUGAUAAUGUGUUCCCCGGAAUUUUAUCCUCUCAGUUGGAUCAAUUCUUGACUUUAUACCCGCAGGAUGUCACCCAAGGCUCUCCUUUCGGAUCUGGUCUCUUGAAUGCGUUGACGCCACAAAAUAAGAGACUCGCAGCUUUGCUUGGUGAUGUGGUUUUCCAAGCCCCAAGAAGAUUUAUGUUAAACCACACUCCGGAUGUUGCCAGGUACACCUUUAACUCCCAGCAGCUACAGGGUCUCCCACUUCUUGGCACUUUCCAUGGCAAUGACCUUAUCUGGCAGUACUUUGUUCCUGGUUCUGGAUCCUUGGUUUACCGAAACGCGUUUAUUGCGUUUGCUAAUACCUUGAACCCUAACAGUGGCGGCUUGUUUACCUUGACCAACUGGCCACAAUAUCAAAACACCAAUGCCCUUGCCAACAACAUGAUGUAUAUCAAUGCUGUGGGUCUUUCUACCGGAAAAGAUAACUACAGACAGGCGGCCAUAAGCUUCCUCAACAACAACUACCAAAAUAUUUUGGCUUAAACUGUUGUUGAGUAUUAUCUGACCAGUGCCAUUGAAAUAUUUGCCUUUAGGUAUAUAUAUACGCGGAUAGUAAGAACCAGUGCGUAUAUGUAGGAUAGUUCUGAUUCCGUCCAUUUCAUUAUACAGCAAGGUUUAGGCAUAUAACGCUGGUAGUGAG
Babjeviella inositovora NRRL Y-12698 is the source of this 2174-nucleotide messenger RNA. RefSeq lists its product as uncharacterized. The transcript has a single exon. Bases 317 to 2017 code for a protein of 566 amino acids. The record is from RefSeq and is a predicted model, not a curated record. Lineage: Eukaryota; Fungi; Ascomycota; Pichiomycetes; Serinales.